This is a messenger RNA of Tripterygium wilfordii, 2583 nucleotides long. Its product is annotated as dnaJ protein ERDJ2A-like. Gene Ontology annotation, molecular function: transmembrane protein transporter activity; RNA binding. The coding region runs from base 248 to 2296 and encodes 682 amino acids. The transcript has 11 exons. Gene Ontology annotation, biological process: post-translational protein targeting to endoplasmic reticulum membrane; SRP-dependent cotranslational protein targeting to membrane. Gene Ontology annotation, cellular component: Sec62/Sec63 complex. The record is from RefSeq and is a predicted model, not a curated record. NCBI's taxonomy places the organism in Eukaryota, Viridiplantae, Streptophyta, Magnoliopsida, Celastrales, Celastraceae.
GGUUUGGCAGGAUAAAAUUGUAAAAUGGAAUGAAAAUCAACUCUACUGUUACCAAUCUUUACCCGGAUCUGGGAGUGUUCCACAAACCCGAGGUUGCCGUCUCUCUAUGAAAUACAGUAGUAAUACGCAUCUAUAUAUACAGGUGUCACUGGGAGGACGCCGCGCCGGAAAGGAGAUCGGAUUAUCGUCUUGUGAUAUUGUUCUGAAUAAUUUGCUCAUUUAAACUUGUUAUAGUUAGGGGAUUACGAUGGCUGCUUCAGAGGAGACCAGUGCAUUGUUCCCUAUUUUCAUUUUGACAAUAAUGGCACUGCCUUUAGUACCGUAUACAAUAAUGAAGUUAUGUCGUGCUGCCUCAAAGAAAGCAAAGAGCAUUCACUGCCAGUGUCUUGAAUGCUCUCGUUCAGGGAAGUAUCGGAAAUCCAUAUUUAAACGGAUCUCGCACUUCUCAACAUACAGCAACUUGACACUAGUACUACUUUGGAUCAUGAUGAUAUUCUUGAUAUACUACAUAAAAAACAUGAGUGGUGAGAUUCAAGUUUUUGACCCAUAUAGCAUACUUGGAUUGGAACCUGGAGCUUCCGAAUCUGAAGUAAAGAAGGCAUAUAGGCGAAAAACCGUUCAGUACCAUCCCGAUAAAAAUCCCGAUCCAGAGGCUCACAUUUAUUUCGUGGAUAAAAUUUCCAAGGCUUACCAGGCUUUGAUAGAUCCAGUAUCCCGUGAGAAUUAUGAAAAAUAUGGCCAUCCGGAUGGCAGACAGGGGUUUCAAAUGGGCAUAGCUCUUCCCCAGUUUCUGCUCAACAUUGACGGGGCAUCUGGUGGAAUCCUUUUACUUUGGAUUGUUGGUGUUUGUAUUCUCUUGCCAUUGGUGAUAGCUGUGAUAUAUCUUUCAAGGUCAUCUAAGUAUACUGGAAACUACGUCAUGCAUCAAACGCUGUCCGCAUACUACUACUUCAUGAAACCUUCUCUGGCCCCAAGCAAAGUUAUGGAAGUCUUCAUUAAGGCUGCUGAGUACAUGGAAAUUCCAGUUCGUAGGACUGACAAUGAACCUCUUCAGAAGUUAUUCAUGUCAGUCAGGAGCGAGUUGAAUUUGGACCUGAAGAAUAUUAAGCAAGAGCAGGCUAAGUUCUGGAAACAACAUCCAGCCUUAGUUAAGACAGAGUUGUUGAUCCAGGCUCAAUUAACUCGUGAAACAGCAGCAUUGUCGCCAGCUUUGCUAGUUGAUUUUAGACAUGUACUAGAACUUGCACCUCGCCUUCUUGAAGAGUUGAUGAAGAUGGCAGUCAUACCACGCACUUCUCAGGGGCAUGGGUGGCUGAGGCCUGCAGUUGGGGUCGUCGAGCUUUCUCAAAGUGUCAUCCAGGCUGUACCUCUCAGUGCGAGGAAGGCAAGUGGAGGAUCUUCUGAAGGGAUUGCACCCUUUUUGCAGCUGCCACACUUUAGUGAGGCUGUUAUCAGGAAGAUAGCUCGUAAGAAAGUGAGAUCGUUCCAGGAGCUUGUUGACAUGACCCUACAAAAUCGUGCUGAGCUGCUUACUCAAGUCGCUGGAUUUUCAUCUGCUGAAGUACAAGACGUUGAGAUGGUAUUGGAAAUGAUGCCUUCUAUAACCAUUGAAGUUAAAUGUGAGACUGAGGGUGAGGAGGGUAUACAAGAAGGUGAUGUUGUCACUGUCCAAGCUUGGGCGACACUCAAACGUGCUAAUGGCCUGAUUGGUGCUCUCCCCCAUGCUCCGUACUAUCCAUUUCACAAGGAAGAAAAUUUCUGGUUUCUGCUUGCAGACCCUGUCUCAAAUAAUGUGUGGUUUUCUCAGAAGGUAAGUUUCAUGGAUGAAGCCGCGGCUGUAAGUGCUGCUUCGAAAGCAAUAGAGGAGACAAUGGAGGGUUCAGGGGCAACCGCGAAGGAGACAAGUAAUGCAGUUAGAGAAGCAGUUAAAAAGGUUCGGGGUGGCUCCAGACUAGUGAUGGGCAAGUUCCAGGCCCUUACGGAGGGGAACCAUAAUUUAUUUUGCUAUUUCUUAUGCGACUCUUGGAUAGGUUGUGACAAGAAAACUAACUUGAAGCUCAAAAUUAUGAAACGAACUCGGGCAGGCACUCGUGGUGGUCCAGUAACAGAAGAGGUUGUGGAGGAUGGGGUUGAGGAGGAGGAGGAGAACGAAGAGGAGGAGUAUGAGGAUUAUGAGAGUGAGUAUAGUGAAGAUGAAGAAGAUGAAAAGGAAACAAAAAAGAAGGGUGCUGCUGCAAAUGGAUCUGUGCAUCAAGGAGAAUCUAGCUCAGAAGGUUCAGGUACAGACGAGGAGUAAACUCGUAAAUUUCAUAUCAAUGAAAAGAUAUAAUCUCUUUUCUUCAUUGUUGCAACAAUUAUUGACACCAAAAUCAAGUCAUCAAAGCAUCCCCAUUUAUUUUGCCAAAGUUUAAUAGUUUGAUAGUGUAGGGUUUUGCACCAUUUUUAUUUUUUAGUCCACUCUUUAGUAACAAAUUUUCUGUUAGAUGUUUUGUUCUCCAAAUCAAGUUUUGUGAAUUGAAGCAUAUGAAGAAUGAACUCAGACUGCAGCAUUAAUGAAUAUUUGAAGCAACCCAUUAUAUGGUU